AUGACGAAACUGGUAGCUUCAUCUAUAUUAUGGCGGCACAGCAUGCACGUACGCGCCGCACAUGAUAAUAUCUCAGCAAAAUCGACGGAAGAGGGUAAUUUUCUUCCAGAGAUUCAUCCCACCAUCUUUAGACCUAACAUCUACGACAAUAUGCUCCCGACAAACAUACCAAAUCUCGAAGCCUUGAUAGAUCAAGGCAAAGUUCGCAGACCAGUCAAUGACUUCUUUCGAAAGCGCGACUACACCGAACGCGAGCUCGACACUCUGAAACGUCUAGAUCCAGACGCAAGCAAGGCCAUUGGACGGGAGUUGUCGGACAUAGAACGCAAUGUAUUGCUCGAGUACAAAGGUCGAUUGAUCGCUGCUCAAUCCCGAACAAAGACUUUUGGAACCGCCGCUGGCAUUUUGGCCGGACUCGCCAUCACUUUCAACGUGCCCAGAGUACGUGGACUCUGGAAUCACCGACGCUAUGUUCGCUGGACAUGGAACCUGAGCUGGCGUACUUAUGUCAGUUGGUACAUCACCAGCGAGAUUGCAAAACUCCAGAUUACACGCCAGGCCGAACAACCUCCAUUCCACGUCAGAAUCCUCGGCGACCCUCGCAUGAGCGCAUUCAAAGAGUCGAUCGAACUACGCAAAGAAGAGUUUGGGGGACAUGAACCCUGCAUUGUCAGAGGUUGGAGAGACCUGAGCAGAGCUGAGGGCCCGAUUCAGUGGUUUGGUUAUAAAAGUCCCAUGUCGAGUCCGUAUCCCAGCAGGCCCGUUGUAGACCAUCCUGAGCUUAGUUGGUACAGGGCAUGGCCAUCAGACAGCGAUGAAGAACGACCAGGAGAUGAUGUCUUGGCGAGCAAGAAGCAAAGGAUGAUGAAUCCCUUGGACCGCGCGCAGAGUGCGUUGGAACAUCUGAGAGUCAGCUUGUUUGUUUAUCAGGUUACGGAUCUGGCAUUAAAGCCUUGCCUAUACGUCGAGUAG
This is a messenger RNA of Aureobasidium melanogenum CBS 110374, 972 nucleotides long. RefSeq lists its product as uncharacterized. The record is from RefSeq and is a predicted model, not a curated record. Bases 1 to 972 code for a protein of 323 amino acids. NCBI's taxonomy places the organism in Eukaryota, Fungi, Ascomycota, Dothideomycetes, Dothideales, Saccotheciaceae. The transcript has a single exon.